UGCUGGUGCUGACGUCAGCCGGGUUCAAAGAACAUCCGGUCUCGAGUUGACCGGGUGUCACCUGUUGUUUCAUUCAUAAAGACACGAGACUCUCCGGGUUCGAUCAUCAGUGAACAUGGCGGGCUGUCUGAAGGUUCUCAUGGCGGCAUCCAGAGGCGCAGCCGCGACUCUCACCUUAAACCCCGCCGUGAUCUCACCGGCUGCUGUCUGCCACCGCAGGAACUAUGGUACAGGGCGUAUUAAGGUGGACCAGCCGGUGGUGGAGAUGGAUGGUGAUGAGAUGACGCGCAUCAUAUGGGAGUUCAUCAAAGAAAAGCUCAUCCUGCCCAAUGUGGACGUUGAGCUCAAGUAUUAUGACCUGGGACUGCCUUUCCGAGACCAGACAGAUGACCAGGUCACCAUUGAUGCUGCACUGGCCACCAAGAAAUAUAACGUAGCUGUUAAGUGUGCCACCAUCACGCCUGAUGAGGCUAGAGUCGAGGAAUUUAAACUAAAAAAAAUGUGGAAGAGUCCUAAUGGAACUAUCAGGAAUAUUUUGGGCGGCACAGUCUUCCGUGAGCCAAUCCUCUGUAAAAACAUUCCUCGUCUGGUUCCUGGUUGGACGCAGCCCAUAACCAUAGGAAGACAUGCAUUUGGAGAUCAGUACAGAGCCACAGAUUUUGUUGUUGACCAGCCUGGAAAGUUCAAGAUGGUGUUUUGCCCGGCUGAUGGCAGCAAACAAAAAGAGUGGGAGGUGUACAACUUUCCUGCUGGUGGCUGUGGGUUGGGAAUGUACAACACAGACAAAUCCAUUGUUGGAUUUGCUCAUAGCUGCUUUCAGUAUGCCAUCCAGAAGAGAUGGCCUCUGUACAUGAGCACCAAGAACACCAUCCUAAAAGCCUACGAUGGCCACUUCAAAGAUCUCUUCCAGGAAAUCUUUGAAAGUAAGUACAAAGAAGAGUUUGACAAGCUGAAGAUCUGGUACGAGCACCGCCUCAUAGACGACAUGGUGGCUCAGGUUCUGAAGUCCUCCGGUGGAUUUGUUUGGGCCUGCAAAAACUACGACGGAGAUGUGCAGUCAGAUAUCCUGGCUCAAGGUUUUGGUUCUCUCGGUCUCAUGACAUCAGUUCUCGUGUGUCCAGACGGUAAGACUAUUGAGGCUGAGGCUGCCCACGGCACUGUCACCAGGCACUACCGGGAGCACCAGAGGGGGAGACCAACCAGCACCAACCCUGUAGCGAGCAUCUUUGCCUGGACCAGAGGACUGGAGCACAGAGGCAAACAGGAUGGAAACUCUGAUCUGAUAAACUUCUCUCGGACUUUAGAAAAAGUCUGUGUGGAAACUGUGGAAAGCGGCGUGAUGACCAAGGACCUUGCAGGAUGCAUCCAUGGUUUGGCAAACUGCAAGAUGAAUGAACAUUAUGUGAACACAUCAGACUUCUUGGAUGAGAUAAAGUUUAAUCUGGACCGAGCGCUGGGCAAAUGAAGACCAACUGCAUAACACAGAUACCAGUGUAGAGUGUCCGUCUGCAUUACUUUACUUUAUGUUUGUAUGGAAAUUUUAAUUUCAGAGGUACUAAUCUCUUUUUUUGGGGGGGUGGGGGGUGUAUAAUAUUUAUAUAUCUUUUCUCAUUUUCUGAUCUCUUUCCUGUUUGUUUUCUUUAUUACACCAUAGUCUAAUUUUGUAUGACUUCUAAUUGUAAAUGUUUAAAUGUUAACUUAAAAUGGCCAAUAUAUACAUUAUCAUUCCUUCACAUUUAAUAAGGUUAUGUGUAUAAAAUGACAUGGGUAAGUUGUGACUGAAACACUAAAUGUUUGGUGUUUGAAUUGCUUCAGAGACGCGUUGAGGUUUGGAUGUUCCGUUGGGGUGAGAUGUCAAGGCAGAACUGAGCCGUGUUGAUUUUGUCAGAAUACAAAGUUAAACUCGUUUUGUAUCAACGUUUCAAUGAAACAUCACAGAAAUGUGGUUAACUUCAGUCUGUAGAUGUUUUGUUUUGACUUCUCAAUUUUACAGAAGAGCACUAAGCUCCACCCACACAGGGCGAGAAAUGAUGCAAGUGCAGUCUUAUUUGUAAUUCAGUGUGUCUAUGACUCGCUCCAUAUGUGUAGUGUAGGGAGCCAUCGACCCUGCUCCUGGGGCCAGUUGUUCAAAAUAUUUAAUCUGGUUAAAAGUGAUCAUGAUCGGAAUUGUAAUCAGUGUCUUGCACCAGUUGGAUUACUCUGAGAGAGACUUUUCAGGAUGACCAAAUCCAGAUUAAAAGGUGUUCUGAAUGGGAUUAAAUGUUACAAUACAAAGAAUUGCAUGAAGUAACAUUUUUCAUAAAAUAAAACUUUUUUUGUUACUUUUA
Molecule: messenger RNA, 2327 nt
Organism: Thalassophryne amazonica
Lineage: Eukaryota; Metazoa; Chordata; Actinopteri; Batrachoidiformes; Batrachoididae
Product: isocitrate dehydrogenase [NADP], mitochondrial-like
Exons: 11
Coding region: 116-1465 (449 amino acids)
Biological process (GO): isocitrate metabolic process
Cellular component (GO): mitochondrion
Molecular function (GO): magnesium ion binding; isocitrate dehydrogenase (NADP+) activity; NAD binding
Source: RefSeq, a predicted model, not a curated record